Molecule: messenger RNA, 2133 nt
Organism: Vitrella brassicaformis
Lineage: Eukaryota; Vitrellaceae
Source: the annotation of a GenBank genome assembly
GUAACACAUCCAGCUGGUCAUUCGUGUGCGACGGAAUUUGAUUGUGUGCCUCCCUGCGGAGAAAUGAAUGUCAGACGGCCUCGCUGCUUGUUUGACGGAAUCGAACUCAAAGACGCUUCACAUGCCUCCGUGCCAGCGUGUUGUGGACACGCACAGACAGCACAUCUGUGUGUGGCCGUUAGACAAGCUUGCCGAAUGAGUGAUGGCGUGACCAUGGACUCUCUCGCCUUAUGGUCAAUUCACUCAUUCUCGCGUUUCGUCAUCCGGCUGCCCACGCACACGUGCUCACAUGCUCUCAUCAUGUCGCACAUGAGCGUGCACAGCGUCGCGACAAAGCGACGAGACGCGAACCCGACAAACGCUUGGUUACAACUACACUGCUGUCUGUUUCGGUCAGCAUGCCCUCCUUCCAUGCCAUCAGCAAAGGCAUAGGGGUCACACCCCACACCACACACCCCUCUGCACUGCACACACGAAGCACCCACCCACCCUUGUUGUGCUGCAGGCUACUCGAUAGACUCGACAAAGUCCCUUCUGUCGGGUGCGAUCCAGUUGCCGAGGUAGAAGGGGUUCCACAUCACGCCGAAGAAGAAUAUCAGCCCGAAUGACAUGUAGAGGGGAGAGUGGUUGACGCGGUACGAGCUCUCCCCGUGGCGCUUGUUGGGCAGAAUUUCCUUGCCGCGGACCAGGGUGUGAGUCCACUUCCACGCAGUCCCGGUCUUCACCUCCUGGCCACGCUCUGUCCAAACCAACCAAGCCCAGCGCGCCAUGGCUUGUUCGUUCCAGAGCGGGUGGGUAUCCUACCUCCGCCGUAGAAUUCAGGGUCGACUGUGGACACGCGGAGCAUCAUGCUGGGCAGCUUCUUGAUGCGCGCCUUGUCCGCACUCUCCUCGCGGCUCUUAGGCACCGGGAAGGCGCCCCCCUUGAUGCCAAAGAUCUGAUGGAUGGACGCAAGGGACAAACAAAGCAUGGCGGGCAGGGUGGGGGUGAAUGAAUGAAUGAAUGACUGGAUGGAUGGAUGGAUGGAUGCCGCAGAGACCCCACCGACCCCACCGACAGACUGACCGAUAGUGGCAUGGCUUUGACGUGGAAGGGGACCUUGCUCUCCUCAUGCUUGCCGGGCUUGACCUCACUCGUAAACUCGGUCGGAUUCUGACGCGCAGCCAAACCACACAACACGGAGAUGGAUGACAGAUGAGGGCCCCUCAUUCAUCAUGGACCUGGGGCCACUUACUUUGAACUUUAUGAUGUUGUAGUAGGCCUGAGCCUGGAACUCCUUUGCCAGGAGCUUGAAGAACAUAUCACGCCCCUCGCUGUAAGGGUGCAACAUCUGGCGAUACUGAUCUGACACACACACCGACACACACCGACACACACACACACACAGAUGGUGACUCCUCCAAUUUCUCCUCGCGUGUUGUGUGUGCCUUGUCUGUCGCUUGUCGGUUGGCUGGGCUGCACUUACUGACGGCCAUUUGUUUGAUGUUGUAUGUGAUGUCGACGAGGUGCUUGUCGCCGAACUCGGGCCACCUGUCGUCCGUCACCAGCAGCACCGUCCGCACACCAUCACACUCAGCCGCACUCUUGGCACCCUCCACCGCCCGCGGCCCAGCCACCAACACAUCAAACUGCACACACACACACACACACACACACACACACACAGAGGCGCCCUUUGCACGAUAGAAGAAGAUCUAUGUGCGCUGGCCGUGAGUGGCCGUGAGUGCAGUGCUUUGGUUGGCUUACGUACCACUUCGCCCAUUUGCUGUGCGGCCGCGAUGCACUCCCUGGUACCCUGUGUGAGGUCGCCAUUCUUGACGUCGGCAAUCACCAACGACGAGAUGAAACGGCGCCGGCCGAAGGCAAUGAAGGGUGCAACAGGCUGCAAACCAAACCACAUCCGGCGCAACACACAAGCACAAGCAGAGCUGCAGAUCUGCUGUGUGCCUAUGGACGCUUGUUCCCUGCUCACCGGUGGCAGUGCUGCCGAUGAGAGGGCAGCCGUGCUUCGGGCCAGGCUCCUUCCAAGCCCCACCAAGGCCGCCAUUCUUGCUCCACGGCCUCAAAAAACAGAAAGGUCAGGUCGAGAGCAAGCAAGGAAGCCGGCGCUGACAGGCAGACACGCUCUCGUCC